AUGAAACACCAUAGCACGUCAGCCAAACCAGUCGAGACUUCUACUGGCUCAAAGAAGACCAAGAAGACAAAGCCAGCUCAGGGUACAAAGGUCAUUGCACCCAAGAAGGCAGUACCCGUCCUCAUUGGCAAACCCGACGGUCCCGUUCAACCCGAUGAGGAUGUCGAUGCUUACUCAACCAAGAUUGGCGGUCUUCCUGUAUGGCUCAACCCUGAUCAGCCACCUUCUGUAAAGGCAUGCACCUGUCAAGUAUGUGGCAGUUUUAUGUACUUGAUAUUCCAAGGCUAUGUUCCCCUACCAGAUUCACCUUAUCAUCGGGUUAUAUAUGUCUGGGCAUGCAACAAACGCGAGUGUAUGAGAAAAGAUGGAAGUUUCUCGGUAAUUCGAUCACAUCUGGUAGAUCCCGGUUACUUAAAAACCCUUAGACAAAAAGAAGCCAAGAAAAAGGCUGAAGAAGAGGCCAAGGCCAAGGCCAAGGCUAACCAAAAGCAACCUUUUGGCGUACCUGCUGGGUUCCAGUUGGGAGAUCUCUGGGGUGCAAGCUCGUCUUUUUCGACCUCAAACGCAAACGCAAACUCAAACUUAAGCCAACCGACAGCAGGUUUUGGACAAUCAGCCAACAAAACACCAAUGUUUGGAGCAUUACCUGCUGUUUCGAAACCUACAGAAACAUUGGCCGAAAAACUGUCCAAGAUGUCUAUCCAACCAAAACCGCCCGUCAAGGCAGCAGAACCCAAGAAACUAGAUGAGAUUACUAAUCCUGUGGAUGUUUCGGUCCUACCUCAUUUCCCUGGUCACUAUCUCUACAUCGCAGACGAAAAUACGGAGAGCUAUGAGACAUUAGGGCUUGACAUGAGCCGAUACCAACAAUAUAUUGAUAUGGAGGCUGAGAUUUUGGCUAUGAAUGAUGAAGAUAGUAAUGCCGCUGCUGAGGAAGGAGGUACUUGGGCAGGAGAGACCUACGAAAAGCAGGCAUUACCGAGGGGAGUGGACAAGGAGUUCAAGAAGUUUACCGAGAGAGUGGCGUGCGAGGCCAAUCAGUGUGUGCGCUAUGACUGGCAAGGCACGCCCUUGUUCUAUAGUAAAUUACAACCAGCUCAACAACAAAUGGCAUCAAGGCCCUGUGGUCUGUGUGGCGCACCACGGAUAUUUGAGUGUCAGUUGAUGCCGACCAUUCUGUCACUGUUGCCUACUACAGAAUAUGCCGAACGUGAUCAAGUGCCAGAUCCAACUGCCAAAAAAGUUGACCGGUGGAGUAUUGGAAUGGAAUUCGGUACUCUAUUAGUGUAUGUAUGUUCAAAAGAUUGCCACCCAACAGAUGUAGAACAGCCAUGUCACAUUCCAGAAGUAGCCAUUGUUCAGUAUGAAACAGAUUAA
Messenger RNA from Phycomyces blakesleeanus NRRL 1555(-), 1377 nucleotides. RefSeq lists its product as hypothetical. Gene Ontology annotation, biological process: maturation of SSU-rRNA. Gene Ontology annotation, cellular component: cytoplasm. Bases 1 to 1377 code for a protein of 458 amino acids. The record is from RefSeq and is a predicted model, not a curated record. Lineage: Eukaryota; Fungi; Mucoromycota; Mucoromycetes; Mucorales; Phycomycetaceae. The transcript has 3 exons.